AUGCGGUCCUCAUUUGCUUUCUCGAGGGACAGCCGGGAUGCUAAGGGGAGGAAACUGAAACUUUCCCAACGUGGUGAUCCCGAAAAGCGACCGAUUUUGACUCGCAUAUAUGGCAUGGUUGGUUGCCUGAUCGUCAGUCUCGCACUGAUUGCACUUCUUAUUGUUCUCCAAAAGAAGUUACCAUCUGGAGCCGCUUCGAAUUUUCAUAUCCCCGUACGAAGAGAAGUAGAAAGUUCAGUUCUUGAGCGCCGAGAAGAUGUUCUGAAAGAGGGGAUGAGAAUACCCGCCGCUCCAAUCCAACGCAGAGGAAGGUUCGCGCCACCUCUGACAGUCGCACCGACUCCAACAAUAGCACCAAUCGUUGAGCGGCAAGGCAGGUUUGGCGGCAGUGCGCCCAUCGAAGUUCUUACAGGAAUACAUUUCGCCACCACAUUUCCAACUCCCACGGGAACAACAUGUAUCAACGGGACGAGUAUGGACAUCGAAUGCACUGUCACCCCGAUUAUUUUCGAGAAGGCAAAGAGACAGGAAUUGACACCAGAUACCAGUUGCAAUACGACCAUUCUUGGGGAUUGCCCUACGACUUCGACCAUCACAGUUGAUUCUUGCAGCGUGAUUCUCGAACAAUGCACUUUUACGGAAAUAAACGUCGAUCUUGGUCCCCAGCAAUUGCACCUUAAACACAAGCACACCCACUCCGACACCGCCGCCUGUUACCAUUAUCCCAGUCAAUUCUUGCGUCUCGAUCCUCGAGGAGUGCAGUUAUACCGUCUUGAAUGUCGAUAUCGGCCCUCAGCAAGUGUGCUCAAAUUCGACGACUACCCAAAGUGGGUGUAUCUUAACUACAAGCACACCGACUCCAACAAUCAGCAGCAAUUCGUGCAUGGCAACCGAGACUUCAUGUACUACUACGAGGAAUGUCGAUAG
Molecule: messenger RNA, 927 nt
Organism: Hyaloscypha bicolor E
Lineage: Eukaryota; Fungi; Ascomycota; Leotiomycetes; Helotiales; Hyaloscyphaceae
Exons: 4
Coding region: 1-927 (308 amino acids)
Source: RefSeq, a predicted model, not a curated record